GAGCAGACGCGUGCAGCCAGCCCUUCGGCUCGCAGCAGAGGAAGAAAGCGGGAGGACGUCACAUGGAGAGAGAGAGCUGCAGCUUCACCGCUAACCACACAACAGUACCACCAGCUAGCUGCAGCUAACACAGCCCUUCUGAUGUAGCACCACGUCCGGAAGAAACACACAACGCAAGAGUCACACACGGUGCACAACGUGGGGGAACAACAUAUCUCGGUCACACACACACACACCGUUAAAACCGUGGGCCUUCUUCUUCUUGCAUCCAGCUGACAGGCUAUUUGGGUUUUAGCUUAGCGAAGCCACCGAUAGCAACCUCCGCCUGGGCUAGCGUCAGGCUAGCCAAGCCAGCUAGCUCGCUAGCUACUAACGUCGCUAACGGUGGUUAGCUAGCUAGCGAGCUGCAGUCACUCGCGUCAUGGAUGAACUAGUCGUGGAAGUGAGGGGAACAAGUGGGGCCUUUUAUAAGGCCUUUAUUAAGGAUGUUCACGAAGGAUCGGUCACUGUGGCAUUUGAAAACAAUUGGCAGCCAGAGCGCCAGAUCCCCUUCCAGGAUGUGCGUUUUCCUCCUCCAACAGGGUUCUGCAAGGAGAUAAAUGAGAGCGAUGAGGUCGAGGUAUAUUCCAGGGCUAAUGACAAGGAGCCAUGUGGAUGGUGGCUGGCCAAGGUUCGCAUGGUCAAAGGAGAGUUUUACGUAAUAGAGUACGCUGCAUGUGACGCUACAUUAAAUGAGAUAGUGACGCUGGAGCGGUUACGGCCGGUCAAUCCGAAUAAACCAGCCACCAAAACCACCUUCAUCAAGAUCAGACUGGAUGUACCCGAGGAUCUACGGCAGAUGUGCUCCAAGGAAUCAGCACACAAAGACUUUAAAAAGGCCGUGGGAGCGUUCAGCGUCACCUACGACUCAGAGAAAAAGCAGCUGUUCAUUUUGUCGGUGAAUGAGGUCACAACAAAGCGGGCCAAUAUGAUGAGCGACAUGCACUUCAGGAGCCUCCGCACCAAACUGUCUCUCAUGCAGAGGAACGAAGAGGCCAGCAGACAACUGGAGAGUUCCAGGCAGCUCGCGUCACGCUUUCAUGAACAGUUUGUGGUUCGGGAUGAUCUAAUGGGGCUGGCUAUUGGGACUCACGGAGCCAACAUUCAGCAAGCACGAAAAGUCCCUGGAGUCACUAACAUAGACCUGGAUGAGGAGACGUGCACCUUUCACAUAUACGGAGAGGACCAGGAUGCUGUACGCAUUGCCAGGAGUUUCCUGGAGUUCUCUGAAGAUGUCAUCAAAGUUCCCCGGAACUUAGUAGGGAAGGUGAUUGGCAAAAACGGAAAGCUGAUCCAGGAAGUGGUUGAUAAGUCUGGGGUGGUGCGGGUUCGUAUUGAGCCUGAGAAUGACAAGAAGCCCUCAGCAGCAGCGGCAGCAGCAGCAGACGAGGGAAUGGUGCCAUUUGUAUUUGUGGGGACCAAGGAAAGCAUCUCCAAUGCAACAGUACUGCUGGACUAUCACCUCAACUACCUUAAGGAGGUGGAUCAGCUCCGCCUGGAGCGCCUUCAGAUUGACGAGCAGCUGAGACAGAUAGGAGGGGGAGGCGGAGGAGGAGGGACGGGGCCUCGAAACCUUAAAGACAAAACCUAUGUGUUCGAUAACGGCAUGGGGCUCGGGAUGGGGAGAGGAGCAGGAGGCGGAGGAGGAGGCAAGCCCUACAUAGGAGGGGGAGGAAGAGGUGGCAGAGGGCGAAGAGGAGGUGCAACUUUCGCCUCAGGCACCAACUCGGAGGCAUCCAACGCUUCAGAGACGGAGUCGGACCACAAAGACGAGCUCAGCGAUUGGUCGCUGGCCCCCACCGAAGAGCUGAUGACAGGCGGCGGGACCCUGCCCAGACGGACAGAUGGGAGGAAGAGAGCAGGCGGAGGAGGACCCCGGGGACGAGGAGGGAGAGGAAGAGGAGGGGGAGGGUAUAAAGGUGACGACAUGCAGUGGAGCGAGCCAAGACCUCGUCAUAUCAGAGACCCCAAGACGAGAGCGCCGGAAGACACUCUACAGAUCCGUGUGGACGGCAACGAGCGUAGCGUGCAGCACUCCUCAGGGGGGCGAGGAGGUGGAGGAGGAGGUGGAGGAGGAGGAGGAGGAGCAGGAGCAUCUUCCUCAUCCCAGGGUGGCGUCAAUGCCGGAGGUGAGGGCCCGACUCGCCAUCACCAUCAGAGACCCAUCAGAGACCGAGGGAUGAAGAAGGACAAACAGGACACUCCUCCGCUGGUGAACGGAGUGUCGUAGAUCGACCACUGGAGGACCUUCUCACAUGAAACAGACACACACACACACACACACACACACAUACACACACACACACACUCAGAAAUACACACACACAGGCAACUUAUCAUAAACCAUCGUAAAGUCUCUCUCGCUUUUUCUUUCUCUGUCUUUGUCAAACACAUGAAUACACAUAUUUCAUCAGCAUGGAAGAGUUUACCGUAGUGAAGUCAUAGACCAGAGGUGAUCUGGUAUCUGCUGGUCUGCUCUGUUGAGGUCUUUGAGUGUACUGGUCUCGUUUGUUCUCGGUCUGGUAUCUCCUGUUCUUCUCUGAAGUGAUGCAUAAAAGAAACAGCACUUUUUGGACAAAAGGAAAAGAAGAAGAGGAAUUUGACUAAAGCUCAUAUCUCACAGAGGCAUUAACCACAAACACGCUCGUCAACCCAUCAAAGGCAAAUCAUUUUUUACUUGUUUUUUUUUUUAUUCAACUCAGUUGGAUGAUUUUUUUCCACUGCCCUUUUUGGACUUGCUCACAUCAGAAAAAAGAAAUGAAACAAACAAGUUAAGGAAAUAAUUGUCUGACAAGGAACAAGGUAUUACAGCCACUUCAGACGGCAGGAUGAAAUGUUCCUUCCCUCCUCCUGCUGCACACUUUUUACUUCAGAUGUUUAUUGUAGAGAUGGUCUGACAGCACUCGGUUUAGGGGGUGGCUUCAGUGUUUCCCACAGGUUGAGAAUUUAUUUCUGGUGGUCUAAAGAUCCAAAAUCCAACACUUGGGAGUCAGCUACAGAACAGAAUUGCAUUUAUAUGAGAAGUAGAAAAGUCAUUGAGCAUCUUUCAAUCUUUCAGGUGCAUUCCCAGAGAGAUUUUAAAACUGAAUUGAUGAAUUCCAAAAGGUCAAAUAUUUUUCAAAAGUGGCAGAUGUGUUUUGGGUGUCACCCAAAUAAGUUCUUUGUAUGGGAAACAUGCAGAGCUUUCAGACUGGGAGUGGAUGUUUGUAAAAGACAUUUUGGUUUGGGUUUUUCUUUUCUUUUUUCUUUAUGAUAGUUAUUUGAACCCUGAUCACCAUGUUGACACUGGAGAAAAUCAAACCUGCCUUUGGGGUCUGGGGGAGUUCAAAGUGUCCAUGUUUCAGGAUGAAAUGCCAACAGGUUUGCAUGGGCAAUGAAAUUGCCAACAAAUACUUAUCUCAUCAUUGAAGUCAUCUGUGUUUUGUUUCCUGUUGCCAAGAUAAUGUAAAAUUCCUUUAGUCCUUUCGACUGUCAGACCAAUCUUAAAUCCAACAACACAUUACACGUACCAGCGGGGAGACAUAAAUCUGAGGCACUCUGUUUCAAAUAUACUUUUAAAAUGCCUUUACAGAAGCAAAGAUACCAACUCAUAAGAGUCUUUAACAGGGUACAAAAUGUCACGCUAUUUAAAAUGAAUUACCUGUCAAACGACUUAAGCUACUGAAACCUUCAGUCUGUUCAAUCCACACCGACUCCGACCUCCGCUCAGCCGACUCUGUGCUCAGAACCAGCUGUGCGUCAACAGCAGCUCCUCAGGCGCUGCGAGGACAGCAACUGAUGUUUUUAUUCAUCGAUUCAUUGAUUUUAUUUCCCCUACAAGCUCCUUAAUGUCCACAGUGGAAGUAGGAGCCUUGAUGAAUCAUUACUAAUACCAUUAAUUAGUUCAGAACGUACAAACAGGAGAUUUGUGUCAACAGCCUUCUGUGAAGAUUACACUUCACUAAGAGCACCAGAGGUUAAAAAAAAAAGUGGGGGUUCUCAGGGGGGCGUGUCAGAGUUGGUGUGGAUUGAUUGUUCUGAUAAAAUGGAAACGUGUCUGAUCUGCGAUACGCUUCUAAAAACGCUCUCAAUGUGGACACUAAAGGAAUCGUACACAAAACUGCACACUCAAAGCAGCUACUGUAAAUCUUGAUACUUCAUGAAAAUGAAGCAGUGACAAAUGAUUAUACAUUCAGCAUACUAUGGCCAGAAACACAGGUGAAACCUGUACAGUCAUUAUAAAAUAAACAGUGACUCAUGACUAACGCCUUUACUCCAGUCAUGAAUAAAAGCUUUGCAGGAAAAAAAAAAAAAAAAUCCUUUUUCAUACAGGGAGGUUCCAUAUUCUCAUUCAUCUCAUUGGUAGAAACCUGUCAACAGGAAUCCACGUCCUGUACCAGACUGACUCUGGGAGCCUUUUCAACCUUCCACAGUGAGAUAUUUCACACAGAGGGCUUAGGCUGUAAGCUAGACUUACUUUGGUUAGUUCCACUUUAACUUCCAUUUAACAGCGCACUCCUGGAUGGACACCAUUUCAAUUAGGUUGCAGGAUUAGGGCGGCAACAUCAUGAAUGUGUGUCACCUGAUCGCAUCGGCUUUUCUUUAAUUUAUGAAAACCUUUGUAUUUAACCUUUUUGUUUUGCAGCUAGAAAAACCUGUUUGAAGUAUUACUGUAGAAGAAACAAGAUUUCAUUGAGUUAUAUCUUGACAAAAUAAAAAUUUGGUGUAAGUUUUAUUCUGCCUGGUUUUCCAACUUAUUCUGGGCCCGGCUCUCUGACUUAAACCUUUUGUGUAUUAAUCUUAUUUUGUAAAUUUCUCUUAGCUGCAGUUUGAACACGACAGGGCAGGUGAGGCCUUAAUGCCAACAGAUUUACUUUCAGUUACAACAGAUCUUCAUGAAACCACACUGUGAAGGGUGCAAUGCACUUUUUGGUUGCAUGAUUUGAAUUGUGCGUUCCUCUACGUCUUGCUUUUAAAUUGCAAGACUGUGCAACUGUGUCACCUGAGUUUACAUCACAGUAAAGUUUAGUGAAACUGCUUUAAGCCAGAGUAUAAGGUCUGGUUUAAUGAAGAGUUUCAUCUUCAAGUCCAGUUUUCUAAGCCUCCUUUGUGAAAUCUCUUUUGGAUUAAGAACACAGUGUUCACCGCAGUCAUAGAGCUGCGGUCUGUCAGUUUUCUGCCACCCCUCUUGGUCAUAAUGAGGGUUUUUAAAAAAAUCUUUGUGCCUUGGAUUUAUGCUCCUCCAUUUCUGUGAAUUUGGCCCAUUCUAAAACAGCACCUGAUUGCUCUGAGUAGUUCAAAAUCUUUUUAUACUGUCUGUUUGAACCUAUCCAUUCUUUUCAUACCUGGGUGUUUCUUGUAUGGAUGAUUCUGUGACGCAAUAUGCAUUUGUUUGAAUUCUUUUGUGGAGGCACCAUAGUGAAAAACGACUUCUAUAGUUUCUGGUAAUUCAUUUAGUCCCUAAACAGGGACAGCUAGAGACUUAAAUAAAAAAAGAGGACUAGACAGUUAUGUCAUCAAAGUAACUUUGUCUAACAAAUUCAGGUUUCCAGACAUCAAAGAAACAUCAGACAAGCCAAACGUGUCGACUUCAAGCUCUCAUCUCGAGGUGUUCAGUUGGACAUCUCAGAGAGUUACUGACUUCAUAAAUCGUCUGCAUGGAAAUAUCCUUUGUGGCAUCCUCAACAAAAUAAAGUACAAUGUAGGUGGCAUGAAGGCCUUUAAAGAUCGUGUACAUUCUCGGUUGUCCCAAAUUGUAUUCUAAAUUCAAAGUGACUGCAGUAACAUAGAUGGGCUAGUGUAGAAAAGUAUUUGUGUGAAGAUUUAUGAUUGAGGGGAGAUUGAUUAUAGCAUUAGUUUGAAUUUAAAAAAAAACUCUUGAAAUGUGAGAGUCACUGUAAAACAAAAAAAAGCAAAGCAAAAAAAGUUUAUUGAGGUUUCUCUGUGCAUUUGUAGGCUCAACAUUUAAUGAAAACACUAGUACAUCAAAAUGCUGUGUCCCUCACUGUAACAGAUAUAGUAUCUAGUUCAGUAUUUGUGCUCAAUGAUUAGCUGGUAUCUUCAGCUUUAGCAUUGCCAUCUGCAGACGUUCUCAGAUUGAGUAGUUAAUGGGUUAAAUUAGCCCUUAAAUUUCGCUUCCCUUUUUGUGGUGCUCUGAAAGGUUGAUUUUUACAUUUUUGGAAAUCUACAUCGCGUUCUCGCUAAAAGUUAGAGGAGAGGAUUGGUUGACGGUAAACUGGAAGCUAGAGCAAGAAGGUUGUUGGCUUAGCUCAGCUAAAGACUGGAAACUAUGGGACACUGCUGGCCUGGCUCGGUCUAAAUUCUGCCUACCAGCGACUCUAAAAUCGUCUUUGUUUAAUCUGUACAAAAAACGUUUUAUAGCGUGCUGGAAUUACGUUCUUCUUGACUUCUUGGCUAACUGUUUUGCCCUGCUUGCCAGUUUUUAUGCUAAGCUAAGCUAACCAGCUGCUUGUUUUAGUAUCAAACUCUACAGACAGACGAGUGUGAUAUCGAUCUUCUCACCUAACUUCUGGCAAGCGAAUACGCGCAAAUGUCCUAAAAUGUUGAACUUACCUUUUAAAAUUGCUUUCAUUAGGAGUGCCUAGCAUUUUGAGCAUGGCAUUAAAAUUCCUUUACUGUAGGUUGGAUCAACUUUUAACCAGGCUGACACAUAAAAGAUACUCCAUCUUCAACAACUGAGUCAAAUAUUGAGGUAAAAACAGAGCUUGUGAGAUUUACACAUAAAAUAAUCUGACCUCUUAUUCGGACAAACUCCUGCUCGAGAGCUGCGAAUGCUCAGAGAAACCUCCCCAUAUUUUGUGUGACAUGUGCCUUCAAUUGUGGCUAGUAUCACAACCUAGACAUGUAAAUCAGGGAUGAUGAGACGUUCAUAAAGGACCAGAUGUGUAAAGGUGGCUACUUCCUGUCGUGACGUCAUUGAUCACCCCCCCCGGGUUGUCGCUGGAGUAUUUUCUGAGCUUCCUGUUAACUGUUGGGGUGAUUUCGUCACACCAGGAAACCGCCUGCUUUGACCACCUGAUCCUGUUCAAACACUGAAGGUGUUGUACCCUUGUACAGUCGACAAACGUGAACCUGUAGCUUAUGACCUGGUUCAAUUGAUCUGUGAUGUUGAUUCAGUUACUUUCGUAGAGCAGUGCAGCUCAUGACCUUCUGUGGCGGCUUUGGUUCUGAAGUCAGCCAUUUCUCCUCACAGACCCUCUUUUUAAAAUGUUAAACCGGUGACACUUUAUUCCCUCUCUGUCUUUCCUUCCUGGAGAGUAACUGAAGUAAAGAAAAGAACUGAAAAGAUUUCAGAGGUUGAGCCAGGUCUUAUCUUUACCAGAGAUCUGUGUACCUUUCUAGUCUUGCGAUGCAUGUACAUCUUUAUUAUGGAUUUUGGAGACUAGGUUCAAAGACAUGUUUUUAAAAAAAAAAAGAAAAAAAGACAUACAUACGUUUAGUUUUUUGAAUCCGUGUUAUUUUGUCUGAUUUCUCCCUGACCUGAGAUCAGCUGGAGUAGCCAGUGAUGAGUUACAUUUUCUGACAACCAUCAAUGACACAUGGGGAACUUUUACCUUUUAGAAAAUGUCACACAAAACGGUUAUGUAACAUGAGUAAUGAUUCAUGAAAUGAGCUUUUUUUUUAGGAGUUCAUUUCUCUUUUUCUAAAGUAUUAUUGGUGUCUCACUAAUCUGUUAGGGCCUUUGCUUUCACUUGCCGUUCACAAUGCAGCCAUGUUGCAUUUUGUUCCCAGUAAGCAUUCUCUGCAGUGAAAGUGAAAGUAACCUCUAUAUUGUCAAUAGAGCAUCAACAGUAUGGAGUUGCUUUGUAUUGUAAAAAAACACAACAACAAAAACGUGAUGGAAAAAAGAAGGGAGGGUGGCAUACUGUAUAUAAUGAUGUCAUUAUUUGUCUGAGAAAAGAUUUGUACUAUUGUUUCAAAUGUGCACUUAUCCUGAUAUUUUCUUUUUUUGCUGUUUAAUAUCAGUUAAAUGCUAGAGCUCUUGAUAAUAAACUUAAUGAUGUGUGAAAAAAUAGUAUCCUCUGUAGCAGGGUCGAGCCACACACAGCUGUCAUUGAUAAUGAAAUGUUCAUAGCGCUGCAGAACUUGAAAACUAGCGUUACGUUACCAAAAGAGGGUGACUUAGUUGGUUAUCUGACACAGAAAAAUCCACCCUAAAACUAAAUUCAUGAAUGAAAACCAACACAGGAACGACUAAAUGUCCAUUUUGAGAACCAGCUCUUUACAGUGUGAAGUUCAGUCAGUGCUGUUGUAUGUGAGACAGGCUUGGUUGGCAUGGUGACAGUAUUUUUAGUGGAUGUUUGGGUUCAACAACAGUGGAAUAGUAUCCAAUAUGUGUAUUAAAGCUUAAAGUGAUACUCUAAUAUAGAGCAGUGGCUAUAAUGGAUUAAAAUAAUAUGUCCACAGACGUUUCUCAACCUGCUCUUGCAGCAUAAUCGGCGUCAGUUGGUCGAAACUUGAAGAGAUCUUUUUUGGACCGUACAAACAGAACUUGCGCCUUCAGCCAUGUUUUAGUGAAAAUAGGAUUAUCCGGAGAUGUGGAUUAUGCUGCAGGAGUGGUUGGAGACAUUUCCAUGGACAUUUGGAUACUUCUUUUCCUUCUGUGAAACGUACAGAAUCCAUCUGACUGACUGACUUAAAGACCACAUUGAAAUGGGUUCAGUGUUUGGUGUGAAACAUUUUGGGUCGACAAAUGUGACCUUGGAAAAAAAUUAAUUUGACUUCAAAAUUGCUUUUUCAAGGGCCUUCAGCUACAUCUCACGGUCUUCCUCUGCAGAUGACAUUUUCUCAUACAACCACCUGUUAUCACAUGACCAAAGUUCUGUUCUUAGGUCACGUUAAAGAGAAUCAUGAGAUGUAUUUAAAAGCGCAGAAAGACGCUAACAAGUGGAGUGUCAUUUUAAGAUAACCCCCCCCAAAUUAUUAUUAGUAGUUACGGUUUGAAAGAAUAAAUAGACAUUUUUGGGAAUACGAUAUUAGCUUAGCAUAAAGACUGGAAGCUUAGGGAAACAGCUAGCCUGGCUCUCUCGCAAUUCAAAAAUACAUACCAUCACCACUUAAAGCAGCUACAAGGAACUUUGAUUUUGUGUUGAUUCCGGCGGCCCCUGUGGACAAAAGUGGUAGUGUUUCCACACUCCCUUGUUUCAUUGAUUUCAAGGGGAAUCCGACCGAAUGCGAGCCGGUGGCAGGUUUAAAGAAUAACUAUAUAGAAAUAGCUUGUAUUCUCGCUGGUCGUCUUUUUUGUUUGUGCAGGUCAAAUGGUAGCAUCGGUAUUUGGCUGUUUGAUAACCAGUUUAAAACAUUUUCACCAACACUUAUUUCAUUUGUUUACUUCACCAACAGAAAUGUAAAACGUUCUGGUAGUUUUACCAUUGUUUUUACAUUUUUGCUUGUGUACUGAUUCAACAAAUCAGAUACAACUUGUUUAUUAGUGACCUUUACAUCUGUAAGGAAGUUAGGCUAGCUUUUUCCACAUGCUUCCAGUCUUUAUGCCAAGCCAAGCUAACCAUCUCCUGGCUCCUGGACAUGAGAGUGGUAUCAAUUUUGUCAUCCGAUUCUAUAUAUACAAUUCUUUCAACCUUGCAAAGAAAGCAGAUAUUGGUCUACCUUCUAGUACGAACCAUACUGAGGUAACCAAUGUGAAUAAUGUUUUAUGGUGGAUUUUUUCAGUCACCAGAGUUAGGAAUAAUGAGUGUUUCAAUUAGAUUCCCUUAACAUUUUAUUAUUCUUUUCUUUUUGACUAGUGGCGUUACAGACCUUGGGACUACAAUGGUCCAACCUUCACAUCAGCUUUGUUGUGUCACGCCAGAGACGAUGAAUUUCUUUGCAUCUGUGGCUGUGCUUCAACCUGCUUGUUGGUGUAUUUUAUUGUGCCUCCAAACACCAGGUUAAGAGUGUAUGUUAGACUUUUUAACAGCUGGAGUCGAACCAACAAAAGCAGUUUAAUGGCUUUUUCAUGCUUUGGUUUGAUUUUUAGGGGCAUUACUAACAAACCGUAAUGCUAGGCCAAGGCUUGUACUAUAUAGUGGAAAGUGUACAAUAAAAAAAAGAUGAGCGGGGACUAUUGCAUGCUGACCAGUUGAGUUCAUUAAAGAAUUGGUGCUAAGGAAGCAUUAUACAGUACAAUUGGGACUUUGGUUAAGAGUCUCCUAUAACUGACCGGUUGUGACAUCAUUAUCCCAUCCUGCUGUUUUCCAGUGGCACACCACGAAAACGAAACGAUGAGUACAGUCGAGAUCAUGGCAGGAAAAGAAAUGUAGCUUUUCAGGUUGGUUGGAAAACAUUGCAAAUGUGGUCAUAAGGAAAGCUGCAGGGAAACAUACAUUCACUAGAAACAGGUUUGUGAACCCUUUGGGAUCCCAAAUCUAAGUUUGAAAAAUGGAACAGCUUCGAUCGCACAUUCAAUUCCCAGGAUCAAGCUGCGUACAUUUGGCUUGAUGCUGGUAGAGUAAGGUGUAAUACCUAAUGGCACCAUGAAGAACACUGAGGACAUCCAAGUUUUGCAGAUGUGCUGUUCUUAUGAUGCUACUGAUUGCACUCUGUUUGUUGUUUUGGCAUGAGACUGUCCUCAAUGCAAUCCUCUCUCUCCAGUACAUUAGAACAGUACUAUAACGUGUAAUUUGGUACUCCAUAAAGUAGACUGGCACUACCAAAACUGUAUAAUCCUUAAAGACAGAUUCUGAAAGAUUAUUGCUUUUUUUUUAAAUAGUGAAUCACUGUUUACUCACAUGAAACUUUUCAUAUUAAAAUGGAUGAUUGGUCCUGUAUAUUCUGUAAACUCAUUUUAUCAACAGAUGCUUUCUCAAAAAUGUAUCUUGUUCCAACUAUAAUGUCUGUUAUCAACUGAUUAUAUGGAGCGAGAUGGAGGGAUUGGACUAGAGAUUUGUUGCUUUUUUGAUUUUGAUUUACAGAAAAUAGGUUUUAGCAGCGAUUCACAUAAUGAGAAGUUUCAUGUUGACAAUGUUAAUGAUAGCUGUAGGAUUAGUUUUCUCUUGAAAUCUUUCUUUGUUGAGAGUGUUUACCAGCAAAUGGCUUUUCUUGAUAUCCAGCUGUCGUGCUGUUCUAAUGUUCUGGUGUAUAGACUGUAUUUUUUACCCAUGAUUCAAUGGGUUGCAGAGGGGGAAUGCUAGCCUUUAUUUCAUCUGCAUUUGGCAUGAAUAACGUUCAUUCUUUGCCAACCCCACGGGAUGCUCAAAUUUGAACGAUGCAUUUGACUGAAUUAAACAAUUCUUACUCUUAAAGCUACAACACUGCGUUGUGUUGUCUUGCAAAUGUGGUCAGGUUACUGAAGUACUGACCCGACCUCGUCCACAAACCUUUGAUUUUGACUUGACAUCGCAGAAGAGACGCUUGCUAAACAAGAACAGAUACUGCAUAUGUCACAUAUACAAUGAUAGUUCACAAAGAAUAAGAAUUUGAAUCGGGGACUCCCAAUUCAGUUCAGAAACUUUCAAUCCUUUUAACUGGAACAGUGUCCCAUAUGACCCUUUUGCAUCCUGCCUUUACUAAUCCUUUAGUCCAGUUGGGGUUGCAGCAUGAUUCAUGUGGAACCAACGCAAGAUAAGAUGACCCAAAAAUGUUCUUGUUGUUGCUCGCCGGUCUGCAGCAGAUUUCAGCGGUCAUUUAUUUGCAGAAUGUAUAUAUCAUCAACAAAUACUAACUAGACUCUACUGUGGGGGCUGUUCGGCAGUAGAGUGCCAGAAAGUGAAGACACGCAGAGAAUCUGUAAUCUGUAUACUUAAACCAGGGUAGUCAAAAAAGCUGUAAACCUUGUGUGCACUUUUGGGCAUUUUUUGUUUCCUUUUGUACAUACUAUUAGCAUUUAAGAUGUUUGGGUUGACAUGUCUGGUUAUAGUGCAAUAUAUUUUGUAUGCAAGCAGUUUCAAUAAAUAAAGGUCGAUCUUCCUCCGUGA
Messenger RNA from Dicentrarchus labrax (European seabass), 11951 nucleotides. RefSeq names its product fragile X messenger ribonucleoprotein 1 (gene fmr1). Gene Ontology annotation, molecular function: protein homodimerization activity; translation regulator activity; mRNA 3'-UTR binding. The transcript is spliced from 15 exons. Gene Ontology annotation, cellular component: postsynaptic density; growth cone; dendritic filopodium. The coding region runs from base 422 to 2269 and encodes 615 amino acids. The record is from RefSeq and is a predicted model, not a curated record. Gene Ontology annotation, biological process: regulation of dendritic spine development; positive regulation of translation; regulation of mRNA stability. NCBI's taxonomy places the organism in Eukaryota, Metazoa, Chordata, Actinopteri, Moronidae.